Messenger RNA from Colletotrichum fioriniae, 483 nucleotides. RefSeq lists its product as uncharacterized. Gene Ontology annotation, cellular component: myosin II complex. NCBI's taxonomy places the organism in Eukaryota, Fungi, Ascomycota, Sordariomycetes, Glomerellales, Glomerellaceae. The record is from RefSeq and is a predicted model, not a curated record. Gene Ontology annotation, molecular function: calcium ion binding.
AUGGCCCCUCCGCCCUACGGACUCACUGAGGAGCAGUACAAAGACUACAAGCAGGUCUUUUCCAUCUUUGAUCGCGAUGGCACCGGCGCCAUCAACGCGGAGGAGUUCCAGAUCGCCAUGAAGUCUCUUGGGCUGAACCCCAGCAUUCAGGAGGUCAACGAGCUCAUCGCCGAGGUCGAUCCCAAUAACGACGGCGGAAUUGACUUCGAAGAAUUCCUCCAACUCAUGAGCGAGGCACCCGCACCCUCAAGCAAAGACUCCGACACCAACACCGAGCUUGUCGCUGCCUUCAAGGUCUUUGACAAGGACAACAGCGGCUCCGUCUCGCCCUCGGAACUGCGCCAGGUGCUGCUGUCUCUCGGUCAGCGCGCCACCGACGAGGAGAUUGAGGAGAUGAUUAGAGGUGCCGAUCUCGACGGCAACGGCUCUAUUGAUUAUCAGGAAUUCGUCCAGCUCAUGGCCCCGAAAGACGGCAAGAAGUGA